CUUUCUUGUAGAGAAAACAUAUAACAGGCACUAUGGCACAGACACCUGUUUCACCUGAAGUGCUUCAGCAACUUACCCCCGUUCUUACCAGUCUUUUGUCUUCUGACAAUAAUCAAAGAGCUGCUGCUGAAGCUCAACUUAACGAUCACUGGGUUGCUCAACAGCCUGAUCUUUUACUUUUAGGUCUUUCACAGUUUGUUGCAACCAAUAAUGAAGUUCAGCUUCGUUCUCACUGCAGUGUGCUCCUUCGUCGUUUAGCUUAUAAGCAAUUCACUACCAGUGCCAACCCCGAUACUCGUCUUUGGGAUAUGGUCCAAGAUUCCACCAGACAAGGUGUCAAGGAAUUAUUGCUUGUAGCUCUUGCUAAUGAAUCCGACCAAGGUACUAGACACAAAGUCUCUGAUACUAUUGCCGAAGUUGCUAGAUCCGAUUUGAGUGAAGGAAACAAAUGGGACACUUUGUUGAAGGCUUUGUUUGAAUGUUCUCAGUCUCCCAACCCCGCUCUUAGAGAAUCUGCUUUCCGUAUCUUUGCUUCUGUUCCUGAAUUGAUUGCCGGUCAACAUACUGAUGCUCUUAGAAACGUUUUCUUGGCUAGCUUGACUGAUGCCGAAAGCCAAGCUGUUCGUUUGGAAGCUAUGAAGGCUGCUGCUGCCUACAUUGGUCAAGCUGAUGAACAAACUCAAAAAGCUUUAGGUGUUUUGAUGCCUCAUAUGCUCGAUCCCUUGUCACCCAUUAUCGCUGCUCGUGAUGAUCAAACACUUGUUGAUGGUCUUGUUGUCUUAAUUGAAUUAGGUGAUAAUGCUCCUAAGCUUUUCCGUCCUGUCUUUCCUAAUGUCCUUACUGUCAUGGUCUCUAUUGCCAAGGAUAAGUCUUUUGAUGAUCGUACUCGUCAAACUGCUUUAGAGUUGUUGUUGACUAUCUCUGAAGCUGCUCCUCCUAUGGCUCGUAAGCUUCCUAACUUUGCUACUGAAAUUAUUCCUGUAGCUAUGGAAAUGAUCACCGAUAUUGAGGAUGAUGAAAGCUGGUACACUACUGACGAUUUGGACGAAGAUGACAAUGAAGAAAACUAUGUCAUGGGUGAAAGCACUUUGGACAGAAUUGCUCGUACUCUUGGUGGUAAGGCCGUUGUCCCUGUUGCUUUCCAAUUCAUUCCUCAAAUGCUUCAAUCUGGUGAAUGGCAACAACGUCGUGCUGCCUUGAUGGCUAUUUCUUCUAUCGCUGAAGGUUCUAUCAAGAUCAUGAAGCCUGAACUUUCCAACAUUAUGAACAUGAUAUUGCCUUCUUUCAAGGAUGCUCACCCUCGUGUUCGUUAUGCUGCCUGUAACGCUGUUGGUCAAUUGUCUACUGAUUUUGCUCCUUACAUUCAAAAGCAUUUCCAUGAGCUUAUUAUUUCUGCUCUUUUGCCUGUCAUGGAAGAUCCUCAACCCCGUGUUCAAGCCCAUGCUGCCGCAGCUAUGGUCAACUUCUGUGAGGAAGCUGAUAAGAAGAUCCUUGAUCCUUACCUUGAUGCUAUUUUCGAACGUCUUUUGAUUCUUUUGAAGACUCCCAAGACCUAUGUUCAAGAACAAGCCAUCACUACCAUUGCCACCGUCGCUGAUUGUGCUGAAGAUAAAUUCAACAAAUACCACAACGUCAUCAUGCCCCUCUUGCUCGACAUCCUUCGCCAAGCCAGUGAUAAGCAAUACCGUCUCUUGCGUUCUAGAGCCAUUGAAUGUGCUUCUCUUAUUGGUCUUGCCAUUGGUAAGGAAGUUUUUGCUCCUUACACUGUCGACUUUAUCAACAUUCUUGCUGAAAUCCAACAAUCUGUCACUGAAUCUGACGAUAUCCAAACCACUUACUUGUUGGCUGCCUGGGCUCGUAUGUGUAAGAUGAUGGGUCAAGAUUUCUUGCCUUAUCUUCCCAACAUCAUGCCUCCUCUUUUGCAAUCUGCUAAGCUUACUCCUGAAUUCACCUUUGUUGAUCCUGAAGAUGAUGAUGUUGAAGCCAAGUAUCCUACUGAAGAUGGUUGGGAAUUUGUUGGCAUCAAUGGUCAACAAAUUGGUAUCAAGACCUCUGUUUUAGAAGAAAAGCACACUGCCAUUGAAAUGCUUGUCAGUUAUGCUCGUGAUUUAGGGGCAGGUUUCUUGCCCUAUGUUGCUCAAGUCCUUGAGAUUGCUUUGCCCUUGCUCAAGUUCUAUUUCCAUGAUGGUGUUAGACAUGCUGCUGCUGCUCUUAUUCCUGUUCUUUUGAAGGAUGCUAAGGAAGCUAAUGUAGCUCCUGGUGAACUUGCCAACAUGUGGAACACUAUUUUUGAAAAGCUCAGCAAGAUCAUGACCAUUGAAGACGAUAUUACUUUCUUGGCUCAAACAUAUGCUACUUUCUCUGAAUGUCUCGAUGUUUUGGUUGGUGAGAACUGCCUUCAACCUGCUCAAAUCGAAAGCUUCAUGAAAGGCGCUGAUGAACAACUCAAGAAGUUCUAUGAGCGUUUGACCGAACGUGAGCAAGAAAAGCAAGCCGGCGAAUAUGAUGGUGAAGAUGAAGACCAAUUGGCUGAUGAAGAAGCCACUGAAGAAGAUGCUUUGAGCGAAUUGGCUCGUGCUAUUCAAUCUUUAUUCAAGGCUCUUGGUCCCAACUUCUUGCCUUACUUUGAUCAAAUGUUGCCUCUUGUUGUCCAAUUCUUGUCUCAUCCCAACAAUGCUGCUCGUCAAUGGGCUAUUUGUGUCUUUGAUGAUUUGGUUGAAUUCACAGGUCCUGCUUCUUUCAACUAUUCCAACUACUUCUUGCAAGGUAUGAUUGCUGGUGUUUCUGAUAAAGCUGUGGAAGUACGUCAAGCUGCUUCUUAUGGUGUUGGUGUCAUUGGUCAAUUUGGUGGUCCUCAAUACGCUGAUGCAUGUGCUGCUGCUCUUGAACAUUUGUUUGGUAUUAUUGGUGCUCCUGAUGCUCGUGAAGAUGGUAUUGUUUUUGUUACCGAAAACGCUAUUUCUGCCAUUGCCAAGAUCUGUAAAUUCAACAGCUCCAAGAUUCAAUUGGAACCUGUUUUGUCUGCUUGGUUGAGCACUUUACCCAUUGUGAAUGAUGACCAAGAAGCACCUGUUGUCUACACAUACUUGCUUGAUCUUUUAGAAGCAAACCACCCUAGUAUUGUUGGUCCCAACAGCUCCAAUCUUCCUCACCUUGUCAAGAUCUUUACUGAAGUGUUGGCUGCUGAUAUCUUGUCUGCUGAAUUGGCUGCUCGUAUGGUCAAUAACCUCAAGAUUAUUUUGGGUGGUCUUGAUGAAAACACUCGCAACCAAUUAUGGAAUGCUAUUUCUGUAGAAACUAGAACUAUUCUACAAAAGAAGGGUUAUGUAUAAUCUUUUCUUCUCCCUCCUUCUUUCUAAUAUACACUUCAUCUUCAUUUCUUUCUCUAACUAUAAAAAAAAACUUGUAUCGCUUUAAUUGUAGAAAAAAAAUACAUAUGCAUUAUCUUAUUUUAAACUUCAUUUUCAAUGUGUCUUUAAAGUGUUGAACUUCCCUUUGCUACAAGCAUCGCCCACCCCCUUCCAAUUCACUUUUUAUCUCAAAAAAAUAUAAUAAAUGACCAUGGUAGUUUUUUUUAAAAGUGGUUUAAAC
Molecule: messenger RNA, 3591 nt
Organism: Gilbertella persicaria
Lineage: Eukaryota; Fungi; Mucoromycota; Mucoromycetes; Mucorales; Choanephoraceae
Product: armadillo-type protein
Exons: 7
Coding region: 33-3332 (1099 amino acids)
Biological process (GO): protein import into nucleus
Cellular component (GO): cytoplasm; nucleus
Molecular function (GO): nuclear import signal receptor activity; small GTPase binding
Source: RefSeq, a predicted model, not a curated record